AUGUUUCCAACACCAACGCUGGCAAUCCGGGACGAUGGUGACGAUGAUCCUCCGAGAACAGAUUGCACCAGUGCGGUGCCUGGACCAAACGGAGCCGUUCCCUGGGACGCUUGCAACUCUAACUACAACUUCCAUCCCGAGUUAACGCCCGCUAUUGCAACGGCUUCGAUAUUUGGUGUUUUGACGUUGGUUCAUCUAGUCGAAGCGAUAUGGUACCGAAAGCCUUUCACAUGGACGGUUCUUAUGGCGGCAAGCUGGGAAAUGGGCGCAUUCAUUCUGCAUGCAUACGGCUCGCAAGAUCAACAAGCUCAGGGGUACGCCACAGGUCAUCAGGUGCUAUUCCUGUUGGCUCCUGUAUGGCUGAACGCCUUUGUGUACAUGACCUUUGCACGAAUGGUCUACUUCUUUCGACCAGGCGGAGAACCUCAAGUUUCCUACAUUCCGGCAAGAUGGCUCGGCCGCAUCUUCGUCGUUGCCGAUAUCGCCACCUUCAUCGUGCAGGCCACAGGAGGUGUGAUGGCUGGUCCGACGGUUGAACCUAACACCAGAGCAAAGGGUGUCAAGAUCUAUAUCAUCGGCAUGGGUGUCCAGGAGGGGUUCAUCGUGGUGUUUUUGAUGUUGAUGGCUCGCUUCCACUAUCGCGCCAUACAAAUGAAUAAGAACGACGUUUACGGACUGGAAGGUGGCUCAUACGAACGCGAGGAUGAAGAAGGCUACAUGCCGCGACGAACCUGGAAGGCCCUUCAAUUCGCGCUUUAUGCAGCCUUGCUUGCGAUCACGGCGCGUAUUAUCUUCCGCCUCGUCGAGUUCACCGGAGGCAUGACUCCUGAAGAGAACCCCAUACCCUUCACGGAAGCAUACGCAUAUGCUUUAGACGCCUUCCCCAUGAUACUGGCAUUGCUCAUUCUCGCUAUCAUACAUCCUGGUCGAAUCCUUCAGGGUACGAACAGCGAGUUUCCCAGGAAGGGAUGCCGACAGAAACGCAAGGAGAAGAAGGAGAAAAAGGCGGUCAAGAAGGCAGCGAAAGAGGAACGUAAGGCAGCCAAGGAAGAAAAGAAGAGAAUCAAGAACGACCGAAAAAAGAUGAAGACAUAUGGAGAGGUACCUGAUGCAGAACCGGAUAGCUAUGGAAUGGGGCUGAUUGACGGGCAGAACCACGAGCCCAUGCGAUAUGCAGACUAUGCUAGGUACGCCAGAUGA
Messenger RNA from Colletotrichum phormii, 1200 nucleotides. Its product is annotated as RTA1 like protein-domain-containing protein. Bases 1 to 1200 code for a protein of 399 amino acids. NCBI's taxonomy places the organism in Eukaryota, Fungi, Ascomycota, Sordariomycetes, Glomerellales, Glomerellaceae. The record is from RefSeq and is a predicted model, not a curated record. Gene Ontology annotation, cellular component: membrane. The transcript has 3 exons.